GUGUAAUCCUGAGGGUUUGUGUGAGAGCGGUGAUGGCCUAAACAGUACGACACACACACACACACACACUCUCUCCGUGUUCAGGACCGAGAGACAGAGGGAAGCAGCAGGCUGCAGCUGAAGUAUUGUCCACGCUGUAGAUCAGGAUUAAAGAUGGUUCUGCGGAACUUGUUCCGGGCCGUAAUCAUGGGUCCGCCGGGUUCGGGGAAAGGAACCGUGUCGUCUCGGAUUACUGAAAGUUUCGGGCUGCAGCAUCUCUCCAGCGGGGACAUGUUACGGGCCAACAUUAAAGCCAAGAGCGAACUGGGUCUCCUGAUGAAGUCGUGUAUAGAUCAGGGUCAGCUGGUUCCUGAUGAUGUCAUCUUUCGCCUCAUCCUGGCCAGCCUCCGAGAGAUGGAGCAUAGCAGCUGGCUGUUAGACGGUUUUCCCCGGACCGUGACACAGGCUGAGAGUUUGGACAGUGUCUUCACCGUGGACACGGUCAUCAAUCUGGACGUGCCGUUCCAGACCAUUAAGGAGCGUCUGACGUCUCGCUGGGUUCACCUGCCGAGCGGCCGAGUCUACAACACCGACUUCAACCCUCCCAGAAUCCCGGGUCUGGAUGAUGUCACAGGCGAGCCGUUGACGCAGAGAGACGAUGACACGCCCGAAACAGUGACCCGCAGACUGAAGGCGUAUGAAACCCAGACUCAGCCGGUUCUGGAGUAUUACAGGAGUAAAGGAGUUUUGGCGACGUUCACCGGAACUGAAACCAAUAAGAUCUGGCCUCACGUUCACGCUUUCCUCACGAAGAAGAUCCCUCAGUCUCAGCAGGUCCAAGGAGGAGUUUAGCCACGUUCCCGUGGACGAAUCCCAUUUUGUUGGGAAUUUUAUUCACUUUGGUUUUCACAGAAAAACAAACUCUGUGUUUUUGACCACACUUUUUAAUCGUAGACAUUUUUAAUAGAUGUUAAAUCUGUGGAUCCGAGCGUUUCAGCUGAACCUCAGUUUAGAUUUUUAACCUUUUUCUUUUUCCUCACUGGGGCUUUGGGGUGAGGUUUACGUUCUAGUUUCUAAAUCUCUUCUUUUAAUUUUGAGAUUUUGAUUUAGUGUCAUCCCCCACCCCACCUCCACCCCCACAUGCCCCUUAAAUUCUUUAAAGUACUUUAUUAGCAAAUAUAUCUGCUUAAUUCUCUUGAACCAUUAAAGUGAUUCUUUUGAAUCCAAAAAUAGAGAAAAAAAAAGGAAGACAGAAGACUGGAAAACAAAUGAAAUGAUGAAAUAAAAAGAGAAAAAGCUAAAAAAAAAAAAAAUAAUGAUAAUAGUAAAUCCUUUAAAUGAGAGAGAAAACAUGUAACACACAAGAGGAGAAAAACUUUAAUAAAUCCAAAAAUGUUUAAAUUAAAAUAUUAAUUAAAAAAAAAUAAAUGAAAGGAAAACAAAAAAUAUCUAUAAUUUUCUUUUAGCUUUAACAGUAGACUGAAUUUUUAAAUAAAUAAUUUAAAAAAGAAAGAAAAAAUAUAUCAGCAAUAUAAAGACAAUUAAAAAAAGAAAAGUCUGGAGUCACUGAACCUGAACCUGACCCUGACCCUGACCCUGAACCUUGCUGCAGUGAUGACGACGACGUCAGGAAAAGUUUCAAAAGAAAAAUUCUAACAUGAAAAUGGUUCAUUUUUUAAAACUUGCACAAAAACCUUCAGGAUGUUAAUUUUGUAUUUAAAGCUGAAUUAUUCUUCCAUCAGCUCUGAUGUGUUCGAGUCCGAAUCCCAUUUCAACCACUGAGUGAAAAAAAGUCUUAAUUCUAUUUUAGAAAUUAUGAUAAAUUUGAUAACUAAUUUUAUACAAUAAUGUUUGUAGAAAAAUCAUUGAUGUUUAUUACUGAUUUCACCUCACUCAGCUGAAUUACCAUAAAUAAAUCAUUUUAUCAUUU
This is a messenger RNA of Hemibagrus wyckioides, 1909 nucleotides long. RefSeq names its product adenylate kinase 3 (gene ak3). The transcript has 5 exons. Bases 154 to 831 code for a protein of 225 amino acids. Gene Ontology annotation, biological process: nucleobase-containing compound metabolic process. The record is from RefSeq and is a predicted model, not a curated record. Gene Ontology annotation, molecular function: AMP kinase activity; ATP binding. NCBI's taxonomy places the organism in Eukaryota, Metazoa, Chordata, Actinopteri, Siluriformes, Bagridae. Gene Ontology annotation, cellular component: cytoplasm; mitochondrion.